AUGGCUACUCCAUGUGUUGUGACAUACUCCAUCAUCAAUGGGCGUGGUCUGAUUGGAGUAAUAUUUAAAAGUAAAAAUGGCAGAUUUGGUGGUAUACUAAGUUUUGCUCGAAGUUUUGUCAAUUUUAAAAAGCUUUUUAUUUUUACAGAAAAAGAAAGGAACAAUCUAUCAAGAGUGGAUCACGUGAUAUUAGUCCUCUCUGGUAAAGGAGGAGUUGGUAAGAGUACAGUAACACGUCAAAUAGCACUGGGACUAGUUGAAGAAGGAAAGAAAGUUGGUAUAUUGGAUAUUGAUUUAUGUGGUCCUAGUAUACCUCACAUGUUUUCAUUAACUGGUAGAGAUGUACAUCAAGGGACUGAUGGGAUUCGGUAAUCAAUUUAAUACCAAGAAUGUCAAAUUUGGUCAAGGAUUAAGAAAGAUACAAACUGUACAAAAUUCAAUAUUUG
This is a messenger RNA of Amphimedon queenslandica, 446 nucleotides long. RefSeq names its product cytosolic Fe-S cluster assembly factor NUBP2-like. Gene Ontology annotation, molecular function: ATP-dependent FeS chaperone activity; ATP binding; iron-sulfur cluster binding. NCBI's taxonomy places the organism in Eukaryota, Metazoa, Porifera, Demospongiae, Haplosclerida, Niphatidae. The coding region runs from base 1 to 372 and encodes 123 amino acids. Gene Ontology annotation, cellular component: cytosol. The record is from RefSeq and is a predicted model, not a curated record. Gene Ontology annotation, biological process: iron-sulfur cluster assembly. The transcript is spliced from 4 exons.